Molecule: messenger RNA, 1632 nt
Organism: Ipomoea triloba (trilobed morning glory)
Lineage: Eukaryota; Viridiplantae; Streptophyta; Magnoliopsida; Solanales; Convolvulaceae
Product: putative MO25-like protein At5g47540
Exons: 12
Coding region: 1-1215 (404 amino acids)
Biological process (GO): intracellular signal transduction
Molecular function (GO): protein serine/threonine kinase activator activity
Source: RefSeq, a predicted model, not a curated record
AUGUACCAUCCCUUUGCAACUGAAAAUCGAGCUUGGACAACAUCAAACAUAGGCGGCUGCUUGUCAGGUGGGACCCAAGCCGAGGCUCGAAAAGCCUCGGCGGGUCCGAAGCCAGUUUCCAGGAGACUAUCGUCUCCCAUCCGGGCUUUGCCCUUGCCGGAGAGUGUUUCCGGCGGUAACGGGAGCGGGAAGGCUUUGUUCAAGUCCAAGCCUAGGACUCCCGUUGACCUCGUUCGCCAGACUCGCGAACUCCUCAUCUAUGUCGAACGCGGCUCUUCUUCCGAUGUUCGCGAGAGCAAGCGAGAAGAAAAGAUGAUGGAAUUGAGCAAGCUAAUCCGGGAGUUAAAGCAAACUCUUUAUGGCAACAGUGAAGCCGAGCCUGUGGCAGAUGCUUGUGCGCAGUUGACUCAGGAGUUCUUUAGAGAGAACACCCUGCGCUUGCUGAUUAGCUGUCUUCCCAAGUUGAAUUUAGAGACCCGUAAAGAUGCUACUCAAGUAGUUGCAAAUUUGCAAAGGCAACAAGUUCAGUCACGGUUGAUUGCUUGUGAUUACUUGGAAGCAAAUAUUGAUCUGAUGGAUAUAUUGGUAGUAGGUUAUGAUAAUACAGACAUGGCACUGCAUUAUGGUGCUAUGUUGAGGGAAUGCAUUCGCCAUCAGAUUGUUGCCAAGUAUGUCUUGGAAUCAGAGCACAUGAAGAAGUUUUUUGAUUAUAUACAGCUUCCGAAUUUUGACAUUGCAGCUGAUGCCGCUGCAACUUUCAAGGAACUGUUGACAAGACAUAAAUCUACAGUAGCUGAGUUUCUCUCCAAGAACUAUGAUUGGUUUUUUGCAGAGUAUAACUCAAAGCUGCUAGAAUCUACCAAUUAUAUUACCAGAAGACAAGCUGUCAAACUAUUGGGGGAUAUUCUGCUGGACCGAUCUAACUCUGCAGUAAUGACACGAUAUGUUAGCUCAAGAGACAACUUGAGAAUUCUGAUGAAUCUUCUCAGGGAAUCGAGCAAGAGCAUUCAGAUUGAAGCAUUUCAUGUUUUUAAGUUAUUUGCUGCCAAUCAGAACAAACCUCCAGACAUUGUAAGCAUCCUUGUUGCAAACAGAAGCAAGCUUCUACGCCUCUUUGCUGAUUUUAAGACCGAUAAAGAGGACGAGCAGUUUGAGGCAGACAAAGCUCAAGUUGUAAAAGAAAUCGCGGCCCUUGAACCCAAGGAGCUCCCAUGAGCACCGCUUUUGUUACUUCUCUAAGCCACCUGCCAAUGGCCUAAUCAAAAUCCCAGCUUGCUCUCUCCAUUGAUUUUCCUCCGGCUCCCAACAUUCUGCAAAUAUUCACUGUAAUCUCCACAAAAGCGCCCUUUUUCUAUACAGAUUUAAGAUCUUCAUCUCUUUUUUUUGGUUUACUUAUCAUUUUCUUUAUAACCAAAAUGUAUUUACUCGUCUCCGUGAGCAACCCUCUUCAAGGGGUCGGGGCAAUAAUCUCUAAGUGAGCUUUUACUCGCGGAUUUUACAUAUGCUAUUGGACCUUGUUUGGUAGAUUUGGAAAAUAUUAUUUCCUGUCAUCUUAUUUAUUAAACAAAUUCUAUAACUAUCUAGUCUCAAUAUACUCUAAAUUAUCUUAAUUUAGAAUUUUCGUAAGGUGUU